Naegleria gruberi is the source of this 1233-nucleotide messenger RNA. RefSeq lists its product as uncharacterized. The transcript has 2 exons. The coding region runs from base 6 to 1199 and encodes 397 amino acids. The record is from RefSeq and is a predicted model, not a curated record. Gene Ontology annotation, molecular function: chitinase activity. Gene Ontology annotation, biological process: chitin catabolic process; cell wall macromolecule catabolic process. Lineage: Eukaryota; Heterolobosea; Eutetramitea; Acrasida; Naegleriidae.
AAAAAAUGAAACUCUUCGCCAUCGUUGCCGUUUUGUUCGCUUGUUUGAUGUUCGCCGCUGCCGCUGCAUCAGCAACUGAAGACUCUUUCGAUAUCUUGCGUGAUUUGACUGCCUCUGAAUUGAGUCAAUUAAUGCCUGGAUUGUCCUCAUCAAAGGCUAAUGAAUAUGUUGGACACUUGAAUGAAGCUAUGAAUUCUGCUGGUAUUAAUACUCCUGCUAGACAAGCUGCUUUCUUGGCUCAAUUGGGUCAUGAAUCUGGUAACUUGAAGUGGUUUAGAGAAUUUGCUUCUGGAAAGGCUUAUGAAGGUAGAAAGGAUUUGGGUAAUACUCAUUCUGGUGAUGGUGUUAGAUAUAAGGGAAGAGGUCCUAUUCAAAUUACUGGACGUUCCAAUUAUCGUGCUGCUGGUAAAGCUUUGGGUGUUGAUUUGGAAAAUAAUCCAACCCUUGCUGAAAGACCAGAUAUUGGUUUCAAGACUGCUGCUUGGUUCUGGAAUUCUAGAAAUUUGAAUCAAUAUGCUGAUCAAAAGAAUCAAGAUGCUUUCGAUAGAAUCACCAAGAGAAUUAACGGUGGUUACAAUGGUAAGGCUGACAGAGAUCAAAAGUAUAGAGCUGCUUUGAAUGUUCUUGAUAAUGGAAGAGCUCCAUCUCAACAACCUGCUCAACCAGCCCAAAGACCAACUCAACAAACUAGACCAACUGAAAGACCAACUAGACCAUCUAGACCAUCCACUCAAAGACCAUCUAGACCAACUAGACCAUCAACCAGACCAUCUAGACCAUCAACCAGACCAACUAGACCAUCUAGACCAUCUAGACCAUCAACCAGACCAACAACCAGACCAACCAGACCAUCUACUAGACCAACUAGAAGACAAAAUACUGGAAGACAAUCCACUGGUAGAAGACAAAAUACUGGAAGAAGACAAACCAGAGAAUACAGACCAAGACAAUCUUCUAGAUCAUCUGGUAGACAAUCAUCAAGAUCAUCAUCCAGAUCAUCAUCCAGAUCCCCAUCUAGAUCUACCUCAAGAUCUUAUUCUAGAUCCCCAUCUAGAUCAUCUUCAAGAUCCUCAUCUAGAUCCUCAUCUAGAUCCUCUUCAAGAUCAUCAUCUAGAUCCCCAUCUAGAUCUUACUCCAGAUCUCCAUCUAGAUCAUCUUCAAGAUCCUCUUCCUCCUCCUCAUACAGAAGAAGAAGAUAAAUCUGAAUAAAGAUUUAGAUAUGUGCUUUUAGCC